Molecule: messenger RNA, 6175 nt
Organism: Arvicanthis niloticus (Nile rat)
Lineage: Eukaryota; Metazoa; Chordata; Mammalia; Rodentia; Muridae
Gene: Ncbp1
Product: nuclear cap binding protein subunit 1
Biological process (GO): regulation of mRNA processing; nuclear-transcribed mRNA catabolic process, nonsense-mediated decay; mRNA export from nucleus
Cellular component (GO): nuclear cap binding complex; nucleus
Molecular function (GO): RNA cap binding; protein binding; mRNA binding
Source: RefSeq, a predicted model, not a curated record
GAAAGCCCCUGAGACGUCACCUCUCCCAGGAAGUCUCCAAAAUCGUCGGCGCAGGGGCCGCCGGGAAAAUACCGCUGGGCCUGUGCAAAGCUAAGGCGGGAUCGCUACGGCCCGGGUAAUUUAGCUCGCCGUCCGGAAGGUCCCAGAGUGGAAAGCCGGAGGAGGCGGCCGCGCUUGGGCUUGCAGACUCCGGCCUACUGCGGAGCCCAUCCGGUGCCUCUCCGCUCGCGCUUCCGGCAGGCGUCGUGAGAGAGUGCGCCUGCGCGCCGCUCUGUCCGCGCGCCUCGCCGCUGACCGCGCACCGGCCGGCCGGCAGCCCGACGGUUCUGGUGUUGCAGGCGACUCGCAACUCAGAUCCGCCGCGCACCAGCAAGCAGGAUGUCGCGGAGGCGGCACAGCUACGAAAACGAUGGUGGACAGCCUCACAAAAGGAGGAAGACAUCUGAUGCAAAUGAAACUGAAGAUCAUUUGGAAUCUUUAAUAUGCAAAGUAGGAGAAAAGAGCGCCUGCUCUUUAGAGAGCAAUCUCGAAGGCCUGGCUGGUGUUUUAGAAGCUGAUCUUCCUAACUACAAGAGCAAGAUCUUAAGGCUCCUUUGUACAGUUGCACGUCUGCUACCUGAGAAGCUGACAAUUUAUACAACAUUAGUCGGACUGCUGAAUGCCAGGAAUUACAACUUUGGAGGAGAAUUUGUAGAAGCAAUGAUUCGUCAACUUAAAGAGUCACUAAAAGCAAAUAAUUAUAAUGAAGCUGUAUAUUUGGUCCGUUUCCUGUCUGAUCUUGUGAAUUGUCAUGUGAUUGCUGCCCCGUCUAUGGUUGCUAUGUUUGAGAAUUUUGUAAGUGUAACUCAGGAAGAAGAUGUGCCUCAAGUGCGGCGGGAUUGGUAUGUGUAUGCGUUUCUGUCGUCCUUGCCCUGGGUUGGAAAGGAGUUGUAUGAAAAGAAAGAUGCAGAAAUGGACCGCAUCUUCUCCACCACUGAAAGCUAUCUCAAAAGACGCCAGAAGACUCACGUGCCCAUGUUACAAGUAUGGACUGCCGAUAAACCACAUCCACAAGAAGAGUAUUUAGAUUGCCUGUGGGCCCAGAUUCAGAAAUUGAAAAAAGACCGGUGGCAGGAAAGGCACAUCCUAAGACCCUACCUUGCCUUUGACAGCAUCCUCUGUGAAGCACUACAGCACAACCUGCCUCCUUUCACACCACCGCCUCACACGGAGGACUCGGUGUACCCGAUGCCCAGGGUCAUCUUCAGGAUGUUUGACUACACAGAUGACCCAGAGGGUCCUGUUAUGCCAGGGAGCCAUUCAGUAGAGAGGUUUGUCAUAGAAGAGAAUCUUCAUUGCAUCAUAAAAUCCUACUGGAAGGAAAGGAAGACUUGCGCUGCACAGCUGGUGAGCUAUCCGGGGAAGAACAAGAUCCCCUUGAACUACCACAUAGUGGAGGUGAUCUUUGCAGAGCUGUUUCAGCUUCCAGCACCUCCUCACAUUGACGUGAUGUACACUACACUGCUAAUCGAACUCUGCAAACUUCAGCCGGGCUCUCUGCCCCAAGUGCUUGCGCAGGCAACUGAGAUGCUAUACAUGCGUCUGGACACGAUGAGUACCACGUGUGUAGACAGGUUUAUUAAUUGGUUUUCUCAUCAUCUAAGUAAUUUUCAAUUUCGUUGGAGCUGGGAAGAUUGGUCAGAUUGUCUUACUCAGGAUCUUGAAAGUCCCAAACCAAAGUUUGUAAGAGAAGUUCUAGAGAAAUGUAUGAGGUUGUCUUACCAUCAACAUAUAUUAGAUAUUGUUCCUCCCACCUUCUCAGCUCUGUGUCCUGCAAACCCAACCUGCAUUUACAAGUAUGGAGAUGAAAGUAGCAAUUCUCUUCCUGGACAUUCCGUGGCACUCUGUUUAUCUGUUGCUUUUAAAAGUAAGGCAACCAAUGAUGAAAUCUUCAGCAUUCUGAAAGAUGUACCAAAUCCUAACCAGGUUGAUGAUGAUGAUGAAGGGUUCAGAUUUAACCCUUUGAAAAUAGAGGUCUUUGUCCAGACUCUGCUGCACUUAGCUGCCAAGUCCUUCAGUCACUCCUUCAGUGCCCUUGCAAAGUUUCAUGAAGUUUUCAAAACUCUAGCAGAAAGCGAUAAGGGGAAGCUCCAUGUGCUGAGAGUUAUGUUUGAAGUCUGGAGGAAUCACCCACAGAUGAUUGCUGUACUGGUUGAUAAGAUGAUUCGUACACAGAUUGUUGACUGUGCUGCAGUAGCAAACUGGAUCUUCUCAUCAGAGCUGUCCCGUGACUUUACAAGGUUGUUUGUGUGGGAAAUUUUGCACUCUACAAUUCGUAAGAUGAACAAACAUGUUCUGAAGAUCCAGAAAGAGCUAGAAGAAGCUAAAGAGAAACUGGCAAGGCAGCACAAACGACGCAGUGACGAUGAUGACAGGAGCAGUGACAGGAAGGAUGGUGCCCUCGAGGAGCAAAUAGAAAGGCUGCAGGAGAAGGUGGAGUCUGCUCAGAGCGAACAGAAAAACCUUUUCCUCGUCAUCUUCCAGCGUUUCAUCAUGAUCUUGACUGAGCACCUGGUACGAUGUGAAACCGAUGGAACCAGUAUAUUGACCCCAUGGUAUAAGAACUGCAUAGAGAGGCUGCAGCAGAUCUUCCUGCAGCAUCACCAGAUAAUCCAGCAGUAUAUGGUGACCCUGGAGAACCUGCUCUUCACAGCUGAGUUAGAUCCCCACAUCCUGGCUGUGUUCCAGCAGUUCUGUGCUCUGCAGGCCUGACAGUCACUUCUUGUCCCUUUUUGUUAUCUUGAAAUAACUUGUCUUAUUUUUGAUGGUUUGAAUGUUUGCUUUCUUGUAGUAGCCUUUCACUUCCUAAAGGAAAUGGGGGAGGAGAGCGAGGACUAUGAACGACCUGACCCGUAGUUGCCUGAAGGGCAAGCGCUGCUUGAUGAAGCAGUGUUAUGGUGACUGUAGAGUUGUACAGAUGUGAGGCACAACUUUCCUGUGAUAAAGUUGAUACUUUUUCUCCUUAGGGCACAAAACAACAGGUUUAAGGUGUGUGAAAUGCAAGGUCAGGCUUGCAAAAUAGUAGAUAUAACCAAUGGGCUGUCCCCAGGGAGCCUAACUUCCUCUGCUCCUGGGAAACAUGGCUGGAAUAAACUGCAGUUAUGUUUUCUAAACUUUGGGAGUCAUGAUUUAUCAUCUUAGUCUCUUUUCUUACUGAAGGUGUGCUUAGUCUCCAUCCGAAGCUGUCUUUUGCAAAUACUUUUCGUAAGUGGUAUUCUUAUGGUACUACUUCUUAGUAUGAAGGAUUGUUAAUACUAAUCCCCAAAUUUGUUGAACUAUAAGCCACCCAGAAUCUUGAAAGUUAUUUUAAACCGCGAUCUCAAAGUAUAAUGAAGAUGGCAGCAGUGUUUCUACCUCCCAGGUUUGCAGGUUUGUCAGCCAUUGUUGAAAAGCAUCUGGUCGUGCCCUGAACCUCCAAGAAGAAUUUGCCCAAGCUCCUGUAGUGUCACAGACUGACAUGGAGUGGGUGAUAAAUGAGCUGACGGGGACUUGGAAUUCAGUGUGGCUUGGGGCUUGUCUCUUUGAUCCUUGAGUGGAUAAUUGAUCCCUGAAUCUGUUGAGGCUGAAUCGCAAGGAGUGUUUUGUAAAAUAAUGCAUAAGCAAUUAUCUGACAUUCCAGAUUUCUAGGAUUUUUAAACUUCUCAUUAAACCUUAGAAAAGUCCACUAAUAAUGAUACAAUUGCUGUUAAUUUUGUGUGUUUACUAUCUUUUUGUACAUGUUAUACUCUAGAAGUAUACAUUAUGAUUGUCUGUUUGUAUAUGUGGGUAUUUAGUUACCAUACAUUUCAAUGGCCAUAGAAUAUAAUUUCUUAAUAAUGAGAAUUCCUAGGCUUUUUAAAUACCACAUUUAAGGUAUGAGUAUCAUUUAAUCAUUUAAAUUCAAUAGCUCAGGGUUGGAUGGGGGAAACUUCAGAAAGACAAAAUCUGAUUCUUAGCUAAAUAUCCUUUACCUAAGAAUCCUAUUCUUUACCCUGUUCCUUCUUCCCAUUUAACAUAGCUCAUGCUCUGAUUUGAAAUGGCUCCAAUCCUCCAGGAGCCAAAGAAUUAACCACUUGAAGGCAUUGGUAACUGUAGCCUUUCCUGAGGUAUAGUAGAUUAUUCUUGAUCUGCACACAGAAGUUUGUUCUUUCCUUCCUUUCUUUCCAUCCUCCUGUGUAGUGGAGAUUUCUAGAAACUGUUCAUUAAUGUGCCCCUGCUUUAUCCUGGCCAGCCAUCUGGAAAAACUGAACAGAGGAUUGUAUCCUACAGAAGACAAAAUGCAAAAGUAGGAAGCAGCUGCUCCCUUCUGGUGGGGCUCCCAUAGACAGGGGUGGCCCGUGACUGCACACAUGCAUGCCUCAUGAGUAUCAACUCAGUUAGAGCAUGAGCUACGCUAAAUGGGAAGUCAUGCUAAUGCUCCUUAACAGGCUUUCGUCGGAGUAGACAUACGUUGCUUCCCUAAGGACUGUAUCAUACCUAAAGUGAAAGAUGUGCCUUUGCCACCCUGAUGUCUGGAUAGCAGGAUUAACCUAAAGACAGCUAGAGAACAGAAGCAUACAGCAAAACACAUCUCCUGUGUUGGCCUGGACAGGAAGUGUUCACCAACUACUAGCUGCUACACCAUCAUACCUUAUUAAAUACUCACUUCACAGAUAGAAGCAGGCCCCAGGAAAACUUAUCUGAAGUCCACAGCCAGGAAGUUAAAUCCAUGUAUUUCAGGAAUGAAUUAUCCCUACCACCCAACAGUACUUAGCAGCAGCCUGAACCCUCGGUGACUCUUGUCAUCAGGCUACAAACAUCUCUCUAAGAUCUGGCUGCCCAUUGAGGAUCAAUUUUUACUGAGCUGUAAAAGUUAGUACGGCACAUGUAAAACACCAGAACAUCUCUGCUGAGUUUUCUAAAGAACCGUUAGUAAUGAUGGCCCCUCUUAUUUGGAUUGACUUCUGAGUUUGGCCUUUCUCCAGGUGCAGUGUGCAGCAGUCUUCCCUCCCAUUAGUGCAGGGCUGGAAUGACACUCCAUCGCAGCCUUGGUGUUGGUCACAGUCAUGUGGAGCUCCUUGCCACUGCGUAAACACUGUAUGGACUAGUAUGGCUCCUGGCCUCACGCCAACGCAACACUGUUCAGGGCAUUGGCCAUGCUUCUUUACCUCAGCUGGUUAGUUACACGUGAGCUGCAUUCUACAGAAUCUUGUAGAUACUCUUUUAUCUUGGUUCCCAUCCCUAUCCACCACGGUUUGUGUAGCCCUGGCUCUCCUGGAACUCUGUAAACCAGGCAGGCCUCGAACUCAAGACAUCCGCCUGCCUGUCUCUGCCGCUGCCUCCUGAGUGCUGUACUGGGCACCAGCACCGCCCGGCUCUCGAGCCUUUGUUCAUGUAUAACUGCUUCUAACAGCUGUUACUCAUGUACUACGCUUCGAUAAUACCUCUGACAAGAGUGAAGAAAACUCUGGCUAAACUGAGGCAAAUGUCUAUAGGAAGUAAGACUGGCAACUGUAACUUCCUACAUCAGAAGUGUUAAGCAAGCAUGGAAGCAAGCUGUUAGCCCUCCCUGUGUUUGAUGAGUCCUUGCAAGGCAGGUAGACUACUUAAAUGAUAAUGCUUUUGAUGAAGCAGUUGGAUACUCAACUUUGAAAGUAGUCAUUUUUCCCUUUUAAUACAGCAUUUCCAAACUGCUGUGUACAGGUCCUGAAGAACGGGGCCUUGGGCUCAGCCUCCUGAGUCCUUGGCUCCCAGCUGUGACUGGGUCUUUGUUCCUGUAACAGCAUCUCGCUCUUGCCAUUGCCUGAAGACUGCACAGCAGUGCGCAUCAGACCUGUUCACUCCAUCAGCCUUACCCUGAAAGCUCUUCCUUCUGUGCCAACCUAGGAUUCACCUACAUCCCUUGUUCUCCACGGAAUAACUGUCACUUUUAUUGUCACUUCCUGUGCACAUGUAUGUGCAGUUGUGCAUGUGUACCUUUUUUUUUUUUUCGCAUAUCUAUCACCUUAGGUUUUUUUCUUUUAGUUAGUAUAUAAAAUGACCUGUUAGUUUUCCAUCUUGCUGUAGCACUGGGCUCCCACAGACCUAACAUUGUACCCUCAGGCAGAACUUAAACACAACCAUUCCAAAGCACUGUUAUGUAAGUGUUGUUUCUAUGAAGACUGCAUUGUGGAACUUU